Messenger RNA from Myotis brandtii (Brandt's bat), 813 nucleotides. RefSeq names its product allograft inflammatory factor 1 (gene AIF1). Gene Ontology annotation, biological process: ruffle assembly; actin filament bundle assembly. Gene Ontology annotation, cellular component: actin filament; ruffle membrane. The transcript has 6 exons. The record is from RefSeq and is a predicted model, not a curated record. NCBI's taxonomy places the organism in Eukaryota, Metazoa, Chordata, Mammalia, Chiroptera, Vespertilionidae. Bases 269 to 712 code for a protein of 147 amino acids. Gene Ontology annotation, molecular function: actin filament binding; calcium ion binding.
UUCUACAUUUUUAUUGAAGAAAUCUGUUAGGCCACGAAUUUAUUCUUCAUCUUCAUCAGACAGGAACCCAUGAGAAGAAAUCUGUACCCCGAACCCCAUGUUUCACUAGUGUCAGCACAAGCUGAUGAGGAAGUGAGGCCUGGAACUAGAGGAGGAGGAAAUGAGAGAAAGGGGAAGUUUGGGGGGGCAGCCUCCCAGGAGGCUGUGGGAGAGGAGAGCCAUCAGAGACACAGCCAGCUUGUCUGUCUCCACCAGCAUCUGCUGAGCCAUGAACCAAGCCCGGGAUUUACAGGGAGGAAAGGCCUUUGGGCUGCUGAAGGCCCAGCAGGAAGAGAGACUGGAUGAAAUCAAUAAGGAAUUCCUGGAUGACCCCAAAUACAACAGUGAUGAGGAUCUGCUCUCCAAAUUGGAAGCUUUCAAGAAGAAAUACAUGGAGUUUGACCUGAAUGGAAACGGAGAUAUCGAUAUCAUGUCCCUGAAGCGAAUGUUGGAGAAACUUGGGGUACCCAAGACUCACCUGGAGCUAAAGAAAUUGAUCAGGGAGGUUUCCAAGAGCUCUGGGGAGACUUUCAACUACUCCGACUUCCUCAGGAUGAUGUUGGGCAAGAGAUCUGCCAUCCUCAAAAUGAUCCUGAUGUACGAAGAGAAAGCAAGGGAGCAGGAGAAGCCAACAUGUCCUCCAGCCAAGAAAGCUAUCUCUGAGUUGCCCUGAUUUGUGGUGGGAUAAAAGGGGCUUCUAAUGACUCCAACACAAAAAAAGAAGACAAAAUUGUGAGCCAGAGUCGAACUAAAAUAAAUUCUCCUCCUUCUCUA